AACUGUCUCACCUAAAUCAGGGGCACAUCCCCAAAGUCUCUGGGAUCUGACAGGGCCUCAGAACCUGGGAAUUCAAUUCGCGCGUGGGCGGAGACGGCGACCCAACUGCCGGAAGUGACGUAUGGCUGCAGCCUAGCAACCAGGGAGCAGACUCUAGGAUCAAGCAAGAGCGCGGGUGCCUCCUGGGUGGGGGUGGGGAUGUGAUUUCGUGAGGAGAAUUUGAGAACUUUUGCUACCAAUAUUGAGGAAUUAUAAAAAAAAUUAUAUCCUCCAAUUUUUAAGUUGUAAAAUCCAAUUAUGAGUGAUCAAAUCAAAUUCAUUGUGGACAAUCUCAAUAAGGAGCCUUUUAAGAAGAACUAUAAUUUAAUUACCUUUGAUUCCCUGGACCCAAUGCAACUAUUACAAGUUCUUAAUGAUGUUCUGGCUGAGAUUGACCCAAAGCAAGUUGUUGAUAUCAGAGAGGAGAUGCCAGAACAGACAGCCAAACGCAUGUUCAGCCUUCUUGGUAUCCUUAAAUACAAGCCUCCGGGAAAUGCCACAGACGUGAGUACCUUCCGUCAGGGUUUGGUGAUUGGAAGUAAACCUGUAGUUUACCCAGUGCUUCACUGGCUUCUUCAGAGGACUAAUGAGCUGAAGAAAAGAGCAUAUUUAGCUCGAUUUUUAAUAAAACUGGAAGUACCAAGUGAAUUUCUUCAGGAUGAAAUUGUGGCUGACACCAAUAAACAGUAUGAAGAGUUGAUGGAAGUCUUUAAAACCUUGCAUAAAGAAUGUGAACAACUCAAGACAUCUGGAUUUUCUACAGCAGAAAUAAGAAGGGAUAUCGGUGCAAUGGAAGAAGAAAAGGAUCAGCUCAUUAAGAGAGUUGAACGUUUGAAGAAAAGGGUGGAGACAGUUCCAAAUCACCAGCAGAUGCUUAAAAUAGCAAGGCAACUUCGAGUUGAAAAAGAGAGAGAAGAAUGUCUUGCACAACAGAAACAGGAACAAAAGAAUCAGCUAUUUCAUGCAGUUCAGAGACUGCAAAGAGCACAGAACCAGCUGAAAAGUAUGCGUCAUGCUGCCGCGGAUGCAAAGCCUGAAAGUUUAAUGAAGAGGCUGGAGGAAGAGAUAAAGUUUAAUUCAUAUAUAGGAGCUGAAAAACUUUCUAAGGAAUUAGAGAACAAGAAAAAUGAAUUGCAUUUUUUGCAAAAAGUGGUUACAGAGCCAGCUAUGGGCCAUUCAGAUCUUCUUGAACUUGAAACUAAAAUAAAUGAAGUAAACACACAGAUUAAUCAACUGAUUGAAAAGAAAAUGAUGAGAAAUGAGCCAGUUGAAGGCAAACUCUCACUAUACAGGCAACAGGCAUCCAUCAUUUCUCAUAAAAAAGAAGCCAAGGCAGAGGAGCUUCAGGAGGCCAAGGAGAAGUUAGCCAAUCUAGAGAGAGAAGUGUCAGUAAAGAGAAACCAAAUUCGUGAAUUUGAUGGCACUGAAGUUUUGAAGGGAGAUGAGUUCAAACGAUAUGUCAGUAAACUUCGAAGCAAGAGUACAGUUUUCAAAAAGAAGCAUCAGAUAAUAGCUGAAUUUAAGGCUGAGUUUGGUCUUUUGCAGAGAACGGAAGAACUUCUUAAGCAAUGUCAUGAAAAUAUUCAGCAUCAGUUGCAAGCUGUUGAGGAGAAAAGGGGUAUCUCUGGAUAUAGUUACACCCAGGAAGAGCUAGAGAGAGUGUCAGCGCUGAAGAGUGAAGUCGAUGAAAUGAAGGGACGCACGUUGGAUGACAUGUCUGAAAUGGUAAAAAAACUGAAUUCCCUGGUAUCUGAAAAGAAGUCAGCCCUAGCCCCAGUUAUAAAAGAACUACGCCAGUUGCGUCAGAAAUGUCAAGAACUAACCCAGGAAUGUGACGAAAAGAAAUCCCAGUAUGAUAGCUGUGCAGCAGGCCUUGAAAGCAGUCGGUCCCAAUUAGAACAGGAAGUUAGAGGACUCCGUGAGGAAUGUCUUCAAGAAGAAAGUAAAUACCAUUAUACAAAUUGUAUAAUUAAGAACCUAGAAGUUCAGCUUUGUCGUGCAACUGAAGAGAUGCAGGCCUAUGUCUCUUCUGAUCAACAGGAAAAAAGGAAGGCAAUCAGGGAACAGUAUACCAAAAACAUUGCUGAACAAGAAAACCUUGGAAAGAAACUCCGGGAAAAACAAAAAGCUGUACGAGAAAGCCAUGGUCCGAAUAUGAAACAAGCAAAAAUGUGGCGUGAUUUGGAAAAACUGAUGGAAUGUAAGAAGCAGUGCUUUCUGAAACAACAAAGCCAAACUUGCAUUGGUCAGGUAAUUCAGGAGGGUGGAGAGGACCGGCUGAUACUCUGAAUCCAUGUCAUCGUUGGGCUUUUCGUCCAUGUUUCUUACAUGGUCCCAUAAUGUGUUUCUUUCUUUCAGAGUGACUUGUAUACAUGUUGCUUUCAAGUUAGCCAUCCUUUGUUUUUUUGGAAAAUAAAGUUAGGUAGAUUUUGGUUUUAAAGUUAUUUUAAUACGAAGAAGAGACUUUUAUUGUUUUGGUUCCUUUUGACAUCAGUGGUGUCUUCUGAGUUUUAUGAGAGAGGAGACUGAGUUUACUAUCUCUAAAAGUAAACAUGUGUCCAUUAAACAUGCAUUUUUGUAAAUGUAAUAACCCACUAGCUUAAUGUUUUUUUUUAACUUUAGAGGAAUCUUAGGAACUAAUGCCUCUUGUUUUGAAGAAACAUUUAUCUGAAGUUCAUCAUUCCUACAGUUUCACUUCAGUUUCUUUUUCUUUUGUAAA
Fukomys damarensis (Damara mole-rat) is the source of this 2758-nucleotide messenger RNA. It is a transcript of the gene Ift81, whose product is annotated as intraflagellar transport 81. Gene Ontology annotation, cellular component: centrosome; intraciliary transport particle B; cilium. The record is from RefSeq and is a predicted model, not a curated record. Bases 298 to 2328 code for a protein of 676 amino acids. The transcript has 19 exons. Gene Ontology annotation, biological process: intraciliary transport; cilium assembly. NCBI's taxonomy places the organism in Eukaryota, Metazoa, Chordata, Mammalia, Rodentia, Bathyergidae. Gene Ontology annotation, molecular function: tubulin binding.